AUGGGUUCGUCUUGGCACAACGCCAAAUUUUACUUGCGGGUGGUUCCCAUUACUGUACUUGUGACGAUGUUCAUUGUCUUAGUUGGAUAUGUCUCGUGGAGUAUUCAUAUUUUUAAUCCAGUUCCUCUACGAAUUCACAUGAAUUGUGGAAUAUACGAAGGGGAAAGUGGCAAAGAGAAUCUAGCCGUGUAUAUACGUAAUCGGACUGUGCGUAAAGAGAAGAUUGGCUUGAAUAAUAACAAAUGCCAAUCAAUCAAAAAACGACGAUACUUACCGGCUGCUGUGCCACAUAGCAUGGAAGUCCAUCAUAACAUGUAUCUAUUGCGAAUCGUUAGCAAGGAUUACGAUUUCUUGGAAGAAGUGAUGACAAUGAUGUUUUCUCCACUGCACUUCUACUGCUUUGUUAUUGACAGCAGUGCGUCAGCGGAAUUCGAAAAAUUGGAAAACGAGAUGCCAAUUCAUUCAAUUCACUACAUCGCUGAUACCGCCAGAAGGCUUGGCGAAGCAGCCCGUAUUGGUCGAUUUACCAUUGCCGAGGAACACAUACGUAUUCUAGGCGACGACCUGGACAAGGCAAGCGCAAAGGAACAAGAAUAUUUGAAGCGAGCGGUGUGCUCAUGGCUAAAGAAUCGACGGUUUCCAAUUAUUCUUCCUCGGGUUUUCCAGGAUGUGCUGUUCAAAUUCAUUACCGAACAAAAUUUAGAACAUUGUCAAGUACUUUCACCAGAUUUCGACAAAAACGUUGCAUUGGAGGUCUGCCAUACGAAUCAUUACGACGAGAUGGGCAACUGCAUAGUCGGCAUAGAAGACUACGACUAUAUCACGAUUGUCGCUUGUAGUGAUUUGUGGGGGACAGAUUACAUGUUGUUGUUGUUUGACGCCUUCCAAGCCCAAGCCACAAAUAACCGACGAGAGCAAUAA
This is a messenger RNA of Angiostrongylus costaricensis, 921 nucleotides long. Lineage: Eukaryota; Metazoa; Nematoda; Chromadorea; Rhabditida; Metastrongylidae. The record is from the annotation of a GenBank genome assembly.